This is a messenger RNA of Daphnia pulex (common water flea), 676 nucleotides long. RefSeq lists its product as uncharacterized. The transcript has 2 exons. Lineage: Eukaryota; Metazoa; Arthropoda; Branchiopoda; Diplostraca; Daphniidae. The coding region runs from base 62 to 487 and encodes 141 amino acids. The record is from RefSeq and is a predicted model, not a curated record.
UAUAAAACAUUACCAUGUUGAACACAGAGGCGAAAAUAAAGGAAAAACUAUAAAGAUAGAAAUGGGAGACAUACCGAAUUCAACGUCGAUGAGUACCACCAGUCAUCAACAGUCAUGGAACCUUAAUGGAGAUGCGGAGGAAAUACAACUGUACGAGACACAGUAUCCAAUCUCCGAAUGGGACCAAAAUCUAGAUUUGUUGCUGGAUGAGCUCCAGGAGAGUGUGUCGUCACCUCAACAAGCAAAAGGCAGGAAUCAAAUUACAACGCUCCCUACAAUCCCUGCAUCGCAACGCCAAUCACAAAAGAAAUCCGUCAGCUCUAGCACCAAGGUUCUCAGUAGCAGUCAAUUUCUUGCCUUGGCGGAAGAAGCCCUUCGGCAAACGACCAUUGCUCGUCGUUUACUCGAGUCCAUCGCUGAUGAACCGACAGCUUGUAGUUGCUCCACGGCUUGUAGUUGUUGGUAUAUACUGUACGUAAUUCGUUGAACCAUCGCUGUAGGUUACAGGUUCUCAAUCCAACACUGCAAAAUAAGUUCUUCAAUACUAAAACCAAAAAGAUAAGUUUGAGAACUUAAAACAAAACAUAAUAUAAAAGAAAUACCAUUUUGAAAUUAAGUUCACUCCAUUCCUCUACUGUAAAACUUUCAAGUAUACGUGAUAUAAUGUCUCUGAUUU